UAGAUUGCGCGAGCAGCGGCUGGUGCCGUGGCCGCCGGUUCCAGAGCAGCGUCCGCCGGAUCCAUGUUGGUUCAUCUUCCCCACCCCCACUCCGUUUGUUUGUGCCCACCAUUGGGAGUAACCACACCCUUCAUUUCACACCGCAGAAGAGGAGGAGGUAACUCUUGCCGGCUUGAGGAUUAAAACGACUUCUUUUAUUGCUUCAACACCAUAUAUAAUCUCCGGUACACCUCCCACCUCCGCCGCCCUACCUACCUACCGGCUCUCAUCACGGCCGCGCCGCCGACGAGUCUCAGAACUUGUGGGGCGCCAGAGGAGGGAAGGCUUCAAAUUUGUUUUAUGGCCAAGGAUAUUUGAGGUUAUGCUUGUUAAGAACUAGGCUCUUGGAUACUCUCUAUAUCCAAUUCUAAUACUGAGUUUUCCUUGGCCCAAACAUUUUCGUGUCCAAGAUUGUGGUAGAGACGGUCUCAUAUUCUUUUUACGGGAGAAUAUAUGACUAUAAAAUCUAUGAAGAACACCUUUUUAUGUCAGACGGAGAAAUCAAAGUCAUCAGUAAAUUUUUUGGAUUUAUCCUCAAGCUCGAGUCCGCCUGUUGUCGAUGGUGUUUGUUUUGAUCCUACUUCAGAAGAUGAUCACCAUUUGUAUAAACGGAGGAGGACGGACAAGAAAUGUCAUUUUGUUCCGACAAAUGCAAAUGGAAACAAGAACAUGAGUACAAAUAGAAAUGUGAUCAAGAGUACAACAGAUGGAAAUGAGAGGAAAAGUACAACCAAAAGUUCCGCAACUUUUGGAGAUAUUUCGCCCCGGGUCCAAAAAUUUGGGGAAGCAAUUAUUGUUCCUUCAGAUGGAGAAGUUUCAAAAUCUGAAACAAACAUUGUUGAAUAUGCAACAAAAUAUAAAGAUCCCGCAGAAGCUUCUAAGAGAAGUUCUUGGAAAAACUCGCCGGUGUCACUUUCUACUGUGGUUGAUAGGAAGUCAAUUUCCAUAUCAAGCAGGCCAUCUUAUAUAAAUCACAAGGUAGAGGAUUCGAGGGAUUGUUCAUUGUCUGAUACAGAAUCAUUUAUGGAGUUGACAUCAAGGGAGGUUUGCAUAUCCUUGCUCGAAAGAGAUAUAGUCCUAAUAGAAAAAUCAGAGCUCAGCAGCACAUCAGCUACAUUAACCCAUGAUGAUAAUGAAAGCAAAACUUUAUUUGCAUGCAAGAGUUGUGGGUCUUUCGAAGAUCCAUGCCGCAUGUUAAUAUGUGAUUGUUGUGAAGAAGCAUUCCACUUGCUUUGCUGCCAUCGUCGCAUCAAGAAAAUACCAGAUAAUAAUUGGUAUUGCCUGGAUUGUUCAAGGAAGAAACCUAAGAAGCAGCGUGAGAUGUUGCCUAGUGCGGAAGGAUCAGCCAAGCAUAUUCAAAGACCACUUCGAGUUCUUCGCUCAAAAGGAGAUAUGUUGAUGAAUGGUGAACCAUAUGAUACUCAAGUAAGGAUUGGUAGAAACUUCCAAGCAGAAGUUCCAGAAUGGUCCGGUCCAAUUUCUGGCAGUGAUGAUUAUUUUGUUGAACCUGCUGAACUUGAUGCCACUGAAAUGACAAAUCUGAGUUUGUCACUAAGGCGUGAGGACAAGAAAAUCAGCAUUGGUAACUGGAUUCAAUGCCAAGAAGUCUUGGACUCGGGUGCUAUUUGCGGCAAGUGGCGGAGGGCACCACUUUUUCUUGUUCAGUCGAGCGAUUGGGAUUGUUCAUGUUCAGUUCUUUGGGAUCCAAUUCAUGCUGAUUGUGCUGUUCCGCAGGAAUUGGAUACUGCUGAAGUGCUUGAGCAACUGAACUACAUAAAUAAGCUGAAGUUACGUCUGGACAGUUAUAAGCAGAAGAAACCCUGAAAGCUGUACAACCGGUUUGUCGACAAAGAAACCUGCAGAGAGAGAAACCGCCGCACCAGUCCCUCCUUCACUGUACUGCUGAUGUGAUGGUUGAAUCUCUGGCUCAGUUAUCCCCAGUUGGCCUUGGAAUGAGAAGAAGAGAGGUUCCAUGGUGUCGCCUCCGAACUUCUAGUUCCUUCCUCCCAGCAAUGUGUUUCCUUGCUUUGAGGCAAAUGACCUUGCUGGUCGAGGAUUAGAAGCGAGAUUUUCUUUUUUCUUUUCUUUAUAGUGAGAUGUAGAACUGAAGGUUCUGUUACCAUCAGGCGAGUCUACAGCCUUGUUGCCGUGCGUGAAAUCGCAAUGGAAUUUGUGUUUGACCCUGAACAGUAGGGGAGCCCCCGUCGAGUGUAUUGAUGCAACUCUUUAAUGGAAGAGUCAUUAUGCAUCA
This is a messenger RNA of Hordeum vulgare subsp. vulgare (domesticated barley), 2290 nucleotides long. RefSeq lists its product as uncharacterized. Gene Ontology annotation, molecular function: zinc ion binding. The coding region runs from base 493 to 1863 and encodes 456 amino acids. Lineage: Eukaryota; Viridiplantae; Streptophyta; Magnoliopsida; Poales; Poaceae. The record is from RefSeq and is a predicted model, not a curated record. The transcript has 8 exons.